CACCACGUGACCCGAUAGCGUCACGCCUGCGCUAGCAGUCACAAGAUGGCGGAGAGUGCGGAACUAAAGCAAAUGGUGAUGAGCCUGCGGGUGUCAGAGCUGCAGGUUCUUCUGGGCUACGCAGGCAGAAACAAACAUGGACGAAAGCACGAGCUCCUGACCAAAGCCUUAUACCUCCUUAAAGCCGGCUGCAGCCCUGCCGUCCAGAUGAAGAUCAAGGAGCUCUACAGACGACGCUUUCCCACCAAGCUGGUGUCCCCAGCAGAGCUGGCCCUGCCCGGAGUCCACCCCGUCACUGCCUCUUUGCCCCCUGGCCUCACGCAGUUGGGAUUUGAUGGGCACAGAGCGCCCCCAUCCCCUCUGCUCCCCAUCUCCCUUCUCGGGCCCAAACAUGAGCUGGGACUGCCCCACCUCCCCACGAGCCUGCACCCCGUACACCCUGAUGUCAAACUUCAACGGCUGCCAUUCUACGAUGUCCUGGAUGAGCUCAUUAAACCUACGAGUCUUGCUUCAGAUAACAGCCAGAGGUUUCAGGAAACAUGUUUUGCAUUUGCAUUGACGCCACAGCAAGUCCAACAAGUCAGCAGCUCAAUGGACAUAUCGGGGACCAAAUGUGACUUUAUGGUGCAAGUACAGUUACGGUUUUGUCUAUCAGAGACAAGUUGCCCUCAGGAGGACCACUUCCCCCCUAAUCUUUGUGUUAAAGUCAACGGGAAACCGUGUAAUCUCCCAGGAUAUCUGCCUCCUACCAAAAAUGGCGUGGAACCAAAGAGGCCCAGCAGACCCAUCAACAUUACCUCAUUGGUCAAACUUUCCACAACUGUCCCCAACACCAUUGUAGUGUCCUGGACCUCAGAAAUUGGACGGAGUUACUCUAUGGCACUGUACCUGGUCAAACAGCUGUCAUCUACAAUGCUAUUGCAGAGGCUGCGGGCUAAAGGCAUCAGAAAUCCAGAUCACUCCAGAGCACUCAUAAAGGAAAAGUUAACAGCAGACCCUGACAGUGAAAUAGCAACCACCAGCCUAAGAGUUUCAUUAUUAUGUCCGCUCUUUUCCAGAGAGUUGUUUAUGGAGAUUCUGAACAGCUGUUUAGAUUGUGAUGAAAUCCAGUUCAAAGAAGACGGUAGCUGGGCCCCCAUGAGGUCGAAAAAGGAAGUGCAAGAGGUGUCGGCUUCAUACAAUGGCAUUGAUGGUGGAUGUCGUACGACAGUGUUGGAGCAGAGCUCUCAAACAAAUGGCAACAGUGGAGGAAACAGCAAAAAAGUGGAGGUGAUUGAUUUGACUCUUGACAGCUCGUCUGAGGAAGAGGAAGAUGAAGAACCCCCUCAGAAGAAAAGCUGCCCCUCGCUAUCUAGCAUCUCUCCUCAGAUGGAUAAUGGGGUACUAAAUCUCCACAGACAAGCAUCUCCUGUGAGUCGGACUCCCAGCAUGCCUCAGGUGGAUACCAGUUACAUUCCCCCACCUCCUCCCCUCAUUCAGGAUUACCGCCACUACUACUCUACGCCCGGUGACCUGUCAGAUCUCAGCUUUUUUCCUUUUUUACAAGGAGAGAAUCAUCAGCACUACAACAUGGUGAUGGCAGCAGCUGCAUCAGCAUCUGAAGAUCACGACCUCCUCCUGAGUCGUUUUCUCCCAUACGGCUCGUCUCAGCUCUUCCUGGACCCUCCCUCGACCCCUGUAAGUAACAGCCUCCCUCCCAUUAACGUCAACGGCAGCAGCACCGGCAGCAGCCUGGUGUCCUCCAGCAGCCUGCGGGAAAGUCUCGGACAUCCACCCGCCCCCCGUCCCACCUCCGAAUCAGCCCCCACGUCUGCCAUCUACGGUCCCAUCCCAGACGUCAUCUCGUUAGACUGACCCAGGACCGAACCCUCGCACAGGAAACUGACUGAAGAGACUUCCAAACAUUGGGAAGAAUAGGGGACAUACAAGAUGACUGAAGGGUGUUUUUGUAAACGAUGAUAAUCGUUGCUGUGUACAGAGAACAAAUAUAUUUUUUGUUUUACUUUUGUAUAUACCUAUCUAUCUAGCUAUCUAAUGUAUAUGUAAACUUGAAAGAGUUUUUUCCCCCCUGGCUUGCUAAAAUUACUUUGGGUUUUAUCUCCUGGGACACUGAGGCUCUUUUUCCUUCACAGCUUUGUCUCAACCCCUUUAACAUAAUAUGAACACUUUUUAUAUCCUUUACCCAUCAUAUUCUGUAGUCGUCUAUAUUUUGUCUGAUUCCAUAGGGCACAAUGGCUGCGUUCAGACUGUCAGUAGGACUCUUGGUUCUUUUCUCUUCCCAGCAAAACUUUUUUUUUGUCUUUGCCAGUCCAUACCAUAUCCCCUAAACAUGCAGGACUGUUUUAUAUAAUGCCUUUAAGGGAUAGUUCACCCAAAAAUGAAAAUUCUGUCAUCAUUUAC
Sinocyclocheilus anshuiensis is the source of this 2400-nucleotide messenger RNA. RefSeq names its product protein inhibitor of activated STAT, 1a (gene pias1a). Gene Ontology annotation, biological process: protein sumoylation; regulation of transcription by RNA polymerase II. Lineage: Eukaryota; Metazoa; Chordata; Actinopteri; Cypriniformes; Cyprinidae. The record is from RefSeq and is a predicted model, not a curated record. Gene Ontology annotation, cellular component: chromatin. Gene Ontology annotation, molecular function: transcription coregulator activity; SUMO ligase activity. Bases 46 to 1854 code for a protein of 602 amino acids. The transcript is spliced from 14 exons.